CUCGUCGCCCUCCGUCUGCAACUCCAAACCUCUUCUCUCCCUCUCCAAGAAACCAAGAAACCAAGAAACCUGCGACCUCGUACAACCCACUCUCUCUCUCUCUCCAAGAAACCCAGAAACCUGCAACCUCGUCCAACCCUCUCCUUCUCUCUCUCCAAGAAAACCCAGAAACCUGCGACAGAUACUCGCGACCGCUGAUGGGUAAGCGCCGGCGAACCGAAAUAGCGAAGAUCGCCGACCGGGCAGCCCGGCUCGUGACCUACUCGAAGCGGCGGAAGGGCCUCUUCAACAAGGCGUCCGAGCUCUGCCGCCUCUGCGGCGCUCGCGCGGCCGUCGUCGUCUUCUCCCCUGCCGGCAAGCCCUGCUCUUUCGGCGACCCAACGGCCGAUGAGAUUAUCGGCGACUACCUCCGCCACGGCGACUGCGACGGCGACGUGACCCCGCCGAUGAGCCUGACCCAGUGGGCGGACUGGAUGGAAACGGAGUGGGAGGCUUGCGCAACCGAGGAGGACCUCGAGUCCCUGAUCUUGAAGUACGAAGCCGUCCGCGACUGCGCGCGCGAUAAAUUGAAGUCUUUGGAGGAGGAAGCAUCGCAAGUCAGGGUCGGUGGCGGCGAAUCUCGCAUUCUGAGCGCGGAGGAGAUUGAUGCGCUUUUCGAGGGUUUAGGCCAAUGCCCAGCGCUCUCAGAUCUCUUGACGGACGGGGACGGCGACGGCGACGGUCUCUUGACUCCGCCGGAGAACUCGGCCGGCGGCGGCGGAAUUUCCGCAGCGGAGUCCACCCCGGCGCUCUUCGAUCUCGAGGGUCACAUAUCUGAUGCUGCCGGCGGUGGAAGUUUUGGAGAGGCGUCGACCCCCACGAGCUCCGAUCUUGAGGAUCAUGGGUUUGAUCCGGACGAGUUGCUGAAUCUAUCGGAGGACGGCGACCUUGAGGAUAAUGGGUUUGACCCGGAUGGGUUCCUGAAUCUGUUGGAGGACGGCGAGGUGGACGGCGUCCGGAAAGGUCCCUCGACUUCGCCGGAGGACUCAGCUGUCGGCGGUGGAUUCAAUGCCGACGACUUCUUUGGACUUGAAGAUCUGCAUGUCCUGCUGUGAAUACGAUGAGUAUAGGUUUUGUUUUUCUUUUGAAACGGCAACUGUACAGCAUAGCAUCAUUCAAUAAAACGCCAAAUUUCUUGUCU
Molecule: messenger RNA, 1180 nt
Organism: Eucalyptus grandis
Lineage: Eukaryota; Viridiplantae; Streptophyta; Magnoliopsida; Myrtales; Myrtaceae
Product: MADS-box transcription factor 47
Exons: 1
Coding region: 198-1094 (298 amino acids)
Biological process (GO): regulation of transcription by RNA polymerase II
Molecular function (GO): protein dimerization activity; DNA-binding transcription factor activity, RNA polymerase II-specific; RNA polymerase II cis-regulatory region sequence-specific DNA binding
Source: RefSeq, a predicted model, not a curated record